AUUUUUAUUUUUAGUACCAGUUACAUGCUAGGAUGUAGUCAAUUAUCCUACUGUGUUCUUUCGACAGAAAAUACAUUCACUAGAGCCACAGAUAAAGUGUAUAUGUCGACAUUAGGCUGUUUUUCUAUUUUCCCUCACAAAUUGGCGGCUUCGGCUUUAUGUCUCGUAAGUAGCAACCAAGCUUAUUUUACUUCAAUAGCCUUAAAAAGGCAUUUAUGUAAAAAAACUUACAAGAAAGAGCAUUGCAGGCUUCGACUAUUGGGCCUAUGGGAGUGGCAUUACGACUUAGGUACCUCUUUUACACUAGGUGUGACUGCACUUUGGUCAUUUAUGCGUUACAUUAAGCACAUAUGUGUGUCCAAAAAUAUAGCCUUGGCAAGUGACAACUUAAUGAUAAACGGACAAUGGAGGUCGCCAAUUGCAGUGGCCAGGUAUGCUAGGUCUAUCGUUUGCCAUUUCUGCUUGUUAGAUUAAGCGUCAGAGACAAUAUGGAGACCAUGACCCAUUUUUAUGCCGGAGUCUUUCCAGUUUUCCUAGCUCUAGCGUGUGUUUUCUGGGGCCCAAAUAUUGGAGAGUUUUUCCCCAGAUUUUCUUCGUCUACGAAAGAAGAUUCCACCCCUACAACUGCCAACAAUGUUUUAAAGGGCCAUAUGGAAAAAUUUGGCAAUCAAGCCGAGAAGAUUUAUGAUAUCAUAACUCUUGACUAUUUCCCCGACCCAGAAGUGUUUUACAGAGACUACAUGCGUAAGUCUGUGCCGCUGGUGGUGAAAGGUGCCCUAAAACACUGGCCUGCUGUUCAGAAAUGGAAAAGCGAGGACUUCUUACGGGAGAAAUUUGGUGAUAGUGUAUUUAUGGUGAAUAUGAAAAACAUCACAGAUGCAUAUCACUCUUACACUAUGCCGAUGUCUAUGACAGAUUUUCUGGAUGAUUUUAAGAAAAGAAAGGUUUACAUGGAUUCUUUAAUUUCUGAGAAGAUGGCAGAAGACCUCACUCUCCCAGAUUUUGUAGCUUGCGGCGAGUAUAUGGAAAUGUUAAAGAUGAUAGCCAUAUUUUUCAAUUCUGGUUGGUCAAGAAGUGAUAUCCACUUUGAUGUCUCAGAAACCAUCUUUGCCCAAGUGACCGGGGGACGGCAAUGGCUGCUGACCACUCCAACUGAUGGAAAAUACCUGUACUCGGAUGAAUUUCCAUACCAUUCUGGAACUUCCCCGGUGAACUGGGAAGCAAUAGAUUUGGUUAAAUACCCGGAUGUGUCUAAAAUCGCCAUCUACAAUGCCACACUGGACGUGGGUGAUGUUAUCUACGUCCCUGAGGGUUGGUGGCACCAAGCAAAGGUGACCGGUGGAAUACCGAAUAUUGCCAUUGCCGUUUUCAUCGACUUUCUGCACUGUUUGAAAAAUGCACCACCUUCUAACGAUUCGGUUUUCAUUGAUAACUGUAUCAAGCUUCGAGAAGACAAACCCAGAGAGAUGAAGUGUAACAUGCCUUUGAAUGGAAUGACGGUCAAAGAGGUGUAUGAUAAUUAUAGUCAUCUCAAACCACAAGCUAUGAAAUUCACAAUUCCGGAAUUUAGAAAAGACAUAUUUGAGUAUCAACCGCUGAAAAGUGGAUAUUCAAUGCCUACGCUAGGUCUCGGUCUUGGCGGGAUGUCACCAGAAGAGGCCAAUAGAAGCAUACGCCAUGCAAUGAGGCACGGCUACAGGUUCUUUGAUACGGACUCAGAAGAUGAAACCGAAGCAACACUGGGUUACAUUAUGGGUGACAAUCCAUACUGCAAGCGAGAGGACGUUUUUGUGAUUGCCAAAGUUCAUCCAAAGAACUUGGGCAGAAAUGCCACGAAGAGUUCAGUGGAAAGGUCCAUGAAAAGACUGAAUACUGAUUAUAUAGAUUUAAUUUUGAUAAAAGCUCCAUCGUGUGAUAAGGAGAUGAUCGACUGCAAAGCAGCCGAGAAUCCAGGCACAUGGCAGGAAUCGUGGCAGGCACUUGAAGAUAUGAGUAAAGCAGGGAGCAUUCGUUCUCUCGGGGUCAGUAACUUUAAUAUCUUGCAAAUGGAAGAACUGUUAACGAUGACCACUGUUCCAGUCUCAGCUUUACAAGCAAGAUUUGAUUUGAUGAAACGGAACACCAAGCUGAGGGAAUUUUGCAACAAGAACGGUAUCCGAUUUAUAGCUCAUAGCUUACUUGGUUUUAAAUGGGCGAAAUCAUCUUCAAAAACCAACCCAAUAUUACACAGCCAGAUGGUUGGAUUUGCAGCUAGAUUUUAUCGUACUGGUCCAGCUUCAGUUUUGAUAAGAUAUGCUUUGGAAAAGAACAUCACGGUGGUACCUAAGUCAUCAAACCGACUACACAUUGUACUGAACAAAAAUUCUCUGAUAAUGAACCUUCGUGAAAGUAAAGAUGCACUUGACGCUUUGGACAAUUUCCCACAUAUUCCAUGACUUUUGGAACUUUAAAGUACAUGCCGGCAUUCUUUCGUGGCGGAAAGCUUUUUCUGUUUAAAUAAAGUUAUAGAUUUGCUUAAAUACGCUGUGGUUGAAACUACAUUAAUUGUAAAUAAAACGAAAUGAAAUUAAAAUUUUGAAAUUCUGUUAUGGCGAUUAACAAUAGGAAAUUUUGAUGGGGACAAUAAGAAUGCGAAAAAUAAAUUCCAAAAAUCCGCCAUGAGAAGGUGACGUUAAUUUGACAAUGAGCUUCAU
Lingula anatina is the source of this 2693-nucleotide messenger RNA. RefSeq lists its product as uncharacterized. The record is from RefSeq and is a predicted model, not a curated record. Lineage: Eukaryota; Metazoa; Brachiopoda; Lingulata; Lingulida; Lingulidae.